Molecule: messenger RNA, 1197 nt
Organism: Triticum urartu
Lineage: Eukaryota; Viridiplantae; Streptophyta; Magnoliopsida; Poales; Poaceae
Product: junctophilin-like protein
Source: RefSeq, a predicted model, not a curated record
UGGCAAGAAGUGUGCGGACCGCGCUGUGCGUACGAGUAUUUUGAUGCACGAGCCACUUGCAAGACACGGCUAUCUUAUUUCAGAUCCGGGUCUUCAGCUAUUCGGCAACUCCCCAUUAAUCGAUGCUACACAGCAAUAACGCGGCAGAAGAAAGAUCCAGCAGAAGGCAACAACAGCCAAAGAUUGAAGGAGAGGGGAUCCGGCUUCCGGCGAAAUGGCUGCGCCGCCGCCACCUCCGCCGUCGCUGGAGCCGGAGAUCGGCCCCGACGGCCUCGCCCGAGACUCCCCCGUCCUGGCCUACACUGAGAAGGUCAUUGCGGAGGAGCAGCUGCAACUGAAGAAAUAUAUUCAGGAAAAUUAUUCCAAAAUUCGGGAUGUUGAGAAGGAGCUAGAGAAUCUGACUCUAGAAGUUAAACUGACAGCUGGACCAAAGAAAGCAGCACUCGAGCAUUUGAGGAAAAAGAUUGAGAUGUCAACUGAGAGAAUACGUUUGGCUAAGGUGAAAGAGGACGAGGCAAAAAAGGCCUGGGAAGCUGCUGCACAAGUUGUUAAAGAGGAAGAGGAGGCUAAGCAGAGGCUAUGUGAUGAUCUGAAUCGGUUGGUUCAAGAGAGUGCGGCUUCACAAUAUUCGAGGUUAGAAGAGUUAAAGAAGCGUUUAGAAUGUCUAAAUCCCAUCAGGGCUUCUGUCGAUGUUUCUGGUAUCAACAUUGUACAGCAGGCUGCCACAAAUUCGGUACCUCAGCAACCCACUUCACAAAAUCUAGCGAAUGCAAUUGCCCCUGCAAGCAAUGUCCACAAGCCCGCCACCAGCGGAUCACAGCAACAAAGACCCGCUGAGGCGGAAAGGAAGCAGAGAUCAUCAAACUCGGGAGGAAGAGGGAGAGGCGGUGUGAUGGUCCUCCCCAAGGGAAGGGGAAGCUCUGGAUCAGGAUGGACAGGUGCUGGGUUUGAGACAUGAUGCUGGGAUCCGUAGUUAUAUAUACUUGAAAGAAUUUGGCAUGGUUGUCUUGGUAUAAAACGAUGGCUUGGUUGGAACUGGAAGGUUGAAAGUGUAAUGGAAUGUCGAUCCUUUUUGGAUGUAUAUGUUGUGCAACAAUAGAACAUGUUAUUCUUGAGAGCUGUAAGUUGUAAAACACCUAUAGUUUAACUGCGAAUGCAGUCACUUCAUUAUUAGUAAUGGAGUAAAUAUGCUGCUAA